AUGGAGCUCUGGAACUCCACCUUGGGAAGUGGCUUCAUCUUGAUGAACAUUUUGAAAGACAGUGGGUCUCCUGACUUGCUUUGUGCUGUCAUUGGAAUCCUGUAUAUAUUGGCUCUGACUUGCAAUUGCCUUCUGCUCCUGGUUAUCACAAUGGAUGCUCGACUACAUGUGCCCAUGUACCUUCUGCUCAGUCAGCUGUCUCUCAUGGAUCUUCUGUUUACAUCCGUUGUUACUCCUAAAAUACUCGUGGAUUAUCUGCGUAAGAAGAACACCAUCUCCUUUGGGGGCUGUGCAUUUCAGAUAUUCAUGGUGCUCACACUUGGUGGUGCAGAGGACCUCCUAUUGGCCUUCAUGGCCUAUGACAGGUAUGUGGCCAUUUGUCAUCCUCUGAACUACAUGGUCCUCAUGAGACCUAAGAUCUGUUGGCUUAUGGUAGCCACAUCCUGGAUCCUGGCAUCUUUAAAUGCUCUGAUACACACCUCAUACACUAUGCACUUCCCUUUCUGCAUGUCCCGGCAAAUCAGUCACCUGCUCUGCGAGAUCCCACCUCUACUGAAGUUGGCCUGUGCAGAUACAUCAAGAUAUGAACUCAUGGUGUAUGUGAUGGGUGUGGCCUUUCUUAUGCCUCCCCUUGCUGCUAUUCUUGCCUCAUAUACAUUUGUCCUAGUUGCUGUCCUCCACAUGGCCUCAGGUGAGGGACGGCAGAAAGCCCUUGUCACGUGCUCUUCUCACCUAACUGUGGUAGGAAUGUACUAUGGAGCUGCCAUGUUUAUGUAUAUCCUGCCGAGUUAUUACCACAGACCCCAACAGGACAAUAUCCUCUCUGUAUUUUACACUAUUAUUACUCCAACUCUGAACCCUCUAAUCUACAGUCUGAGAAACAAGGAGGUAAUGGGGGCUCUCCAUAGAGUACUGGGAAGAUGCACCUCUACCCAGAGACUAUAG
Chrysochloris asiatica (Cape golden mole) is the source of this 945-nucleotide messenger RNA. Its product is annotated as olfactory receptor 2AG1-like. Gene Ontology annotation, molecular function: G protein-coupled receptor activity; olfactory receptor activity. NCBI's taxonomy places the organism in Eukaryota, Metazoa, Chordata, Mammalia, Afrosoricida, Chrysochloridae. Gene Ontology annotation, biological process: G protein-coupled receptor signaling pathway. Bases 1 to 945 code for a protein of 314 amino acids. Gene Ontology annotation, cellular component: membrane. The record is from RefSeq and is a predicted model, not a curated record. The transcript has a single exon.